AUGUUUGCAUCCGCCUCGCGGGGAGGAAACUCCAUGUUGUAACAAAGUUUCCUCCGUGCCCCCUCCCUCCCCCUCCCCCCUAGAACCUGGCUCCCCUCCCCUUAGAAGCUCGCGGGGAUCCCUCCCUCCCAUCCCUCCCCUCCCCCCCGCGCCCCGAUUCCGGCCCGAGCCGGGGGGGAGGCCGGGCUCCCGGGCCAGAGUCCGGCCGGAGCGGAGCGCGCCCGGCCCCAUGGACAGCUCGGCCGUCAUUACUCAGAUCAGCAAGGAGGAGGCGCGGGGCCCGCUGCGGGGCAAAGGUGACCAGAAGCCAGCUUCCCAGAAGCCCCGGAGCCGGGGCAUCCUCCACUCACUCUUCUGCUGCGUGUGCCAUGAUGACGGGGAGGCCCUGCCCGCCCACAGCGGGGCACCUCUACUUGUGGAGGAGAAUGGCGCCAUCCCCAAGCAGACCCCGGUCCAGUACCUGCUCCCCGAGGCCAAGGCCCAGGACCUGGACAAGAUCUGCGUAGUCAUCGACCUGGACGAGACCCUGGUGCACAGCUCCUUCAAGCCAGUGAACAACGCUGACUUCAUCAUCCCUGUGGAGAUUGAUGGGGUGGUCCACCAGGUCUACGUGCUGAAGCGGCCCCACGUGGAUGAGUUCCUGCAGCGAAUGGGCGAACUUUUUGAGUGUGUGCUGUUCACUGCCAGCCUUGCCAAGUACGCAGACCCAGUAGCUGACCUGCUGGACAAGUGGGGGGCCUUCCGGGCCCGGCUGUUUCGAGAGUCCUGCGUCUUCCACCGGGGGAACUACGUGAAGGACCUGAGCCGGCUGGGCCGAGACCUCCGGCGAGUGCUCAUCCUGGACAACUCACCUGCCUCCUAUGUCUUCCAUCCAGACAACGCCGUACCCGUGGCCUCGUGGUUUGACAACAUGAGUGACACAGAGCUCCAUGACCUCCUGCCCUUCUUUGAGCAACUCAGCCGUGUGGACGACGUCUACUCAGUGCUCAGGCAGCCGCGGCCGGGGAGCUAGUGAGGCUGAUGGGGCCUGGACCUGCCCUAGCCGACGCCUGUACCUCCUCACACGCAGACUCUGUGCGGCGCCCAUGCUCUUUAUUAAGAAAACCCAUGAGCUGCCACCACACUCAUUGCCAUGGGGAAGCAGGCAUCUCCCUCUCCAGCCUCGCCAGGCUGCGUAGGGGCAGCAGACUGCACCGAGUGCCUUUGAACCUCUUCUCCCUUCUUGGGGGAUCUGGGAGACCCUGCCUGCUGCUCCUCCUUUCUGUCUCCUCUCUCUGCACUGCCAUGUUUCUCUGCUGCCAAAUUGGGCCCCUUGGCCCCUUCCAGUUCUGCUUUUUUGGGGGGGGUCGGGUCCAUUCUGUUGCCCAUGCCUUGGACCCCUAGCCUGGGAACUGUGGAUACUAAGUGCCUUGCAUAGAGCCCCCUCUUCCCUGCCCAGCUUUCCCAGGGCCAUGGGGCCACGAAUCCAGGUCAGCUCUUGCCUGAAACAGCCCACAGGUUGCUGUAGUCUAAGCUGGUCAGGCUCUAUCAGUCCCUUACUUGGGACUGAUAGAGCCUCCACCAAUCUCUGCCUCCAAGGGAGGGGAGGGGAGAAGGUCUGUCACCACUUGUGAGGUGAACAGGGGUCCAUCCUUCAUGACCCCACAGUCCGGCUUUUCCAGAGCUGAGGGCUGCUCCCUGUAUCACCCAAGCCCCGACCCCUAACAACUGCCUUAAUCACCCCAAGGCCCUGGGGCUUGGCUCCCCCAGCUCUGAGUGUGGGGGUAUAGGCAGGACCCUCUUGUGGUGCCAUAUAAAUAUGUAUAUGUGUAUAUAGAUUUUUAGGGGAAGGGGAGAGGGAAAGGUUGGGGUGGAGACACCCCUCCCUUGCCCCUGUCCUGGGCCCAGAUAUUGGGGGGAGGGAGGGAAAGAAUUUUUACAUUUUUUAAACUGCUAUUUUCUGAAUGGAACAAGCUGGGCCAAGGGGCCCCAGGCCCUGUCUUCUGUCCUUCAUUCCCCCUUUUCUCUACUCAUUCAUUCAGAAAACAUUUAUUGAGCACCUUCUGUGCCCAGCACUGUGCUAGGCCUACCAGCUAAGUGUGUGGGGGGGAGGUCUGUACACCACUGAAUUGGUGCCUCCCCCACCCACCCUCAGACUUCACCAGUGCCUUUUGGGGAUCUAUAGGAGGUGGGACGUUCUUGUGGGGUUUGGGGGUCUCCAGGAAGCCUGGCCAAGCUGUCCCCCUCCCCUGUGCCAACCCACCCCCUGUAGCACCUUGCCUUGCCCCCUGCUGGCUGGGGGCAGCUCCCAGGACAUCCUGCCUUCCAACUCUGACUCCUGUUUCAGAACCCCCUCCCUGUACAUGCCGAGUCUGGAGGUGUAGGCCUUGGGCUCUCCCCAGGGUCUAACAGUUAAGGGGACCCACAUACCAGUGCCAAGGGGGAUGUCAGGUGGAGAUGUCAUUGUUCCCCACCCUGCAGAGCUGGUGGGGGGAAGAAGGAUAUGGUUGGCUUGAAUCGGUGACCUUCCCGUUUAAGUGCCUUCUCCCUGACUGUGUGAUGAGAACUAAAGAGAAAGCCAGAGCCCCCCA
This is a messenger RNA of Cynocephalus volans (Philippine flying lemur), 2570 nucleotides long. RefSeq names its product CTD small phosphatase 1 (gene CTDSP1). The transcript is spliced from 7 exons. The record is from RefSeq and is a predicted model, not a curated record. Lineage: Eukaryota; Metazoa; Chordata; Mammalia; Dermoptera; Cynocephalidae. Gene Ontology annotation, molecular function: RNA polymerase II CTD heptapeptide repeat phosphatase activity. Bases 230 to 1012 code for a protein of 260 amino acids.